This is a messenger RNA of Quercus lobata, 1653 nucleotides long. RefSeq lists its product as uncharacterized. Gene Ontology annotation, molecular function: RNA-DNA hybrid ribonuclease activity; nucleic acid binding. The coding region runs from base 1 to 1653 and encodes 550 amino acids. The transcript has 6 exons. The record is from RefSeq and is a predicted model, not a curated record. Lineage: Eukaryota; Viridiplantae; Streptophyta; Magnoliopsida; Fagales; Fagaceae.
AUGUUUCGUCCGCAGAUUAGGCGGAAUGUGGAAGUCUAUGUAGAUGACAUGCUGGUGAAAAGUCAGGACGAAGGAAGACAUCUAGACGACCUGCAGGAGACAUUUGAGACAUUGAGGCAGUAUCACAUGAAGCUGAAUCCUAGCAAAUGUGCCUUUGGAGUAUCAUCAGGGAAAUUCUUUGGCUUUAUGGUAUCCCACAGGGGAAUUGAAGCGAAUCCAGAUAAAAUUCGAGCAAUAUUGGACAUGAAGCCACUGCAAAAUACCAAGGAAAUCCAAUCCCUCACUGGACGAGUCGCUGCGCUUAACAGUAAGAGAUGGAUCGUCCACGUGGAUGGUUCGUCUACACAGCAUGCAGGAGGAAUUGGUGUGGUCCUGCAGUCCCCAGAAGGAGAUAAACUGAAACAUAAAGUCCGUCUACAGUACCAAGCGACAAACAAUGAAGUUGAAUAUGAAGCCCUCCUUAAAGGGCUAGAAUUGGCAAAGUCCGUGGAAGCCAAGUCCAUAUGUGUCAUGAGGGAUUCCCAACUGAUCAUGGGGCAAGUGAAUGGGAUGUAUGAAGCGAAGGAAGAACGAAUGAAGAAAUACCUUGGUAGGGUGAUGCGCCUUGUGAAAAGGUUUGAAAAAGCUGACUUCGUUCAAAUCCCAAGGGAGGAGAACGUGGAAGCUGAUACUAUAGCAAAAGAGGCCUCAGCAGAUGAAUCAUUAGAGAAGUCAGAUGAAGUUCAAUAUAUGCCAAGUAUAGAUGUCCAGGAAGUACAGCAGGUGGAUAACAGAGAAGAUUGGAUGACUCCAAUUAUAUCAUACUUGAAAGACGGACGACUACCAGAAGAGAAGGACGAGGCCAAAAAGGUGAGGGUGAGAUCAGCUAGAUAUGUCCUUAUGAAUGAAGUGCUAUACAAGAGGGGUUUCUCUCAACCUUACCUUAGAUGCUUAGCUCCGGACGAAGCAAACUACGUGCUGAGAGAAGUUCAUGAAGGGUGCCAGCGAUUUAUCAACGUCCCCAGGCAACCAUCGAAAUACCUCACCCCAAUGGUGGCACCGUGGCCCUUCGCACAAUGGGGACUGGACAUUUUGGGUCCCUUCCCUUUGGGAAUAAGGCAGAUGAAGUUUCUAGUGGUGGGCAUCGAUUACUUCACCAAAUGGGUGGAGGCAGAACCAUUGGCAAAUAUCACACAACAGAAUGUGAAAAACUUCGUGUGGAAGAACAUUAACCAUUACUCCUCGCCUACACACCCCCAAGCCAACGACCAGGCUGAAGUUGCAAACCGAUCCUUGACCAUAGUGAGGACCUCUACAGGGGAGACUCCUUUCAAGCUAGCCUAUGGAAGUGAUGCAGUCAUACCUGCAGAAGUACAUAUGGCUAAUCACAGGGUGAUAAUGUAUCAAGACAAGGAUAAUGAGGAUCAGUUUCGUCUGAACCUCGAUCUAAUAGACGAGGUAAGGACAAACGCAGAACACAGGGCAGCAAAGUAUAAGAACCUCAUGGCUAGGCAGUAUGAUGCGAUGGUGAAGCCUAGGCGUUUCAACAUAGGAGAUCUCGUCUUGAGAAAGCAAGGAAAAACCACGUCCACACUCAUCCAACUCAUGGACGAGGCGGAGCCAACUGAAACAAUCCAAACUCUGGACGAGAGAAAAAGUUGGCAAAAUAAGUAA